CCUCAAUUGCCCAUGGAUUAAUGGGUUGAAAUUUACCGAAAUUGGAUUUCAAGAUUGCUCCUCAAUCGAACUGAUCUUACGCAGACCCACGAUUCUCUCCUUACACAUCCAUUCUAAGGCAUCCUGUUAGAGUUGUCGAUGCACGUCCUAUCAGUUGUCCCGUAAGGUUUUAAUCGCGGUCGUUUGUCACUGACGUGUGAGCUUUCGGGAUUCUGCGUACUUCUCCUUGUUCUUUUCACUCUCUUCCCCUUCCUUAUUUCUCCUCUGGGGGAAAAACAGAUGCGUCUAUGAGGAGAACAUCAGUAUCGUUGCCCACGAAGCACGUCGCUCGCGAUCCUCACGAGAAACCCGCGCGAUACGGAAACAAUCACGCACAAAGAGAGAACCGCAUAUUAGACAAGCUACAAGCCGGCUGGAUGAAUCAGGCACAGAAGACGCGGUGGUUGAAGACCACUGCAAUAGUAGUGUUUUUGGUCUUCCUCUUCUACUAUUUGUCGCCGAAGGGUGUGGAUAUCUACCAAGGUGUAUCGAAAGGAGGCCAAGUCCCCUCCGACUCGACAUACGGUACCGAGACGUGCACCAGGUCGUAUUCCAAGGACAAACCAAUCGUCCAAUAUGUCCUCAUGAUCGAUGCCGGCAGCACUGGAUCUCGUAUCCACGUGUACAAGUUCAACAACUGCGGGCCCACCCCCGAGUUAGAGAAGGAGGAGUUCAAGAUGACCGAGAAGAGCGUGGGUGGCUUGAGCAAGUAUAAGGACGAUCCUCUUGCCGCCGCAAAGACCUUGGAUGCUCUUAUGGCCGUGGCCAUGACGACGGUUCCCGACAAGCUGAAGGGUUGCAGCCCUGUUGCCGUCAAGGCGACGGCUGGCCUCCGAAUGAUUGGCGCCGAAGCUAGUGACAAGAUUCUCGAGGCUGUCAGAAAUCAUCUGGAGCAGGACUACCCAUUCCCAGUUGUUUCUCGCGAGGACAAUGGCGUUGCCAUCAUGGACGGAUCUGACGAGGGAGUCUAUGCCUGGAUCACGACCAACUACCUUUUGGGCAAGAUUGGCGGACCUGACCAAAGCCCGACUGCAGCCAUCUUUGACCUUGGCGGCGGCUCUACGCAGAUCGUCUUUGAGCCAACUUUCAAGGGAGCGCCUGAUGGAGGUAUGCCCGAGAAGCUGGCGGAGGGCGACCACAAGUACAGCCUGGCUUUUGGCGGGCGUGACUUUGAGCUCUACCAACACUCUCACCUUGGGUACGGUCUGAUGGCUGCACGAAACUCCAUUCACCUCAACUUGGUCAAUGAUCUAGCCGAGUCAAAGAAGGGUAAGGAGUGGCUGAAAAAACCCAUCAUCAAUCCCUGCAUCAACGCUGGACAGAACGACACCAUCACCGUUGAUUUUGGCAGCGACCAUGACCUGGCCUCAGGAAAGGUCGAGCUGACCAUGGUUGGCCCCUCCAACCCUGCCCCCGCACAGUGCCGCAACAUGGCUGAGAGGAUCCUGAAGAAGGACGCCAGCUGCAAACUCUCGCCUUGCUCCUUCAACGGCGUGCACCAGCCCUCACUGGCCAAGACCUUCGCCAAGGAGGAUGUCUACGUCUUCUCGUUCUUCUACGACCGUCUCAAGCCCCUCGGCAUGCCGGAUUCCUUCACCCUGCGCGAGCUCCACGACCUGACCAACACCGUCUGCGGCGGCGAAGAGGCCUGGGGUGUCUUCAGCAGCAUCAACGGCGCUCUUGACGAGCUACGUGACCGCGGCGAGUAUUGCCUGGACCUGAAUUUCAUGAUUGGUCUUCUGCACACUGGGUACGAAAUGCCCAUUGAUCGGGAGGUUCGUAUUGCGAAGAAGAUCAAGGACAACGAGUUGGGUUGGUGUUUGGGAGCUAGUUUGCCUCUUUUAGCGAAGGGCUCCGGCUGGACCUGCAAGGUGACUGAGAUUCAUUGAAAGCAUUGAAUUCCAAGGCGGCGUAAGCAUUUACAGAUAUAUAUAAUGACUGAGGGACAUUGGCAAGGGGCCCCCAAAAGGCUGGCGUUUGGUUGUAUGUGUAUAUAUGGUUCAUG
Messenger RNA from Pseudomassariella vexata, 2044 nucleotides. Its product is annotated as nucleoside phosphatase family-domain-containing protein. Gene Ontology annotation, cellular component: Golgi apparatus; membrane. Gene Ontology annotation, molecular function: GDP phosphatase activity; UDP phosphatase activity. Gene Ontology annotation, biological process: protein N-linked glycosylation; nucleoside diphosphate catabolic process. The record is from RefSeq and is a predicted model, not a curated record. Bases 288 to 1928 code for a protein of 546 amino acids. The transcript is spliced from 3 exons. Lineage: Eukaryota; Fungi; Ascomycota; Sordariomycetes; Amphisphaeriales; Pseudomassariaceae.